Scophthalmus maximus (turbot) is the source of this 3391-nucleotide messenger RNA. RefSeq names its product UDP-glucuronosyltransferase. The coding region runs from base 1 to 1752 and encodes 583 amino acids. Gene Ontology annotation, molecular function: UDP-glycosyltransferase activity. The transcript has 6 exons. Lineage: Eukaryota; Metazoa; Chordata; Actinopteri; Pleuronectiformes; Scophthalmidae. The record is from RefSeq and is a predicted model, not a curated record.
AUGAGGGAACAACUGGAGACGGAUUCUGAAUGCCUGAACUUCCUGCAGAAUUUUAAACACCCCCCCCCCCCCCACACACACACUCACAUCCACCCCCCCACACACACAUAUAAAGCCAACAGGCACCAGCAGCUCUUACAAGUCAGCUUGCAGGACACAGAGGAGACAAUGGGCAGCGAGGUGGGGUUCACUUCUCUGGGGCUGGUGGCUUGGCUGUGCUGCCUCAGUCUGGGGCCUGUUGAGGGGGGGAAGGUACUGGUCAUCCCCGCAGACGGUAGCCACUGGCUUAGCAUGAAGAUCCUGGUGAAGGAGCUGAACCGCAGGGGCCACGACGUCUUGGUGCUGGUGCCCGAGAACAGCCUGCUGAUCCACGACUCGGCGAGCUACAAGACCGAGACCUACCAAGUUUCAUUCACCAGCGGCGAGCUGGAUGAAAUGAUGAGCGAGCUGAAGACAGGAUUGUUCCUGAAGCCCCCGAAAAUCACAGAUCUGUUUGUCAACGUGCAGCGCUUCGUCAACUUUACCUCAAUCCAGUUGAAAGCCUGUGAGGACCUGCUACACAACCAGCCGCUCAUGAGGCGACUGAGGGGGGUGGGCUUCGACACCGUGCUUACGGACCCAUUCGUUCCAUGCGGCUCCAUUGUGGCUCGUGUCUUUUCCAUUCCAGUUGUUUAUUUCCUGCGGGGACUUCCAUGUGAGCUGGAUUUAAAGGCUAACCAGUGUCCCACUCCUCCGUCCUACGUUCCUGUGUCCUACUCUGGUAAUACAAACAUCAUGACCUUCCCGCAGAGAGUCAAAAACGUGCUCAUGUCUGUUACGGAGUUGUACACGUGCAGAUUACUCUUUGGCCACUAUGAUCAAAUGGUCAGCAGGUAUUUGGGAGAGGACAUUACCUACAAAGAGCUUCUUGGUGACGGUGCUAUCUGGCUUCUCAGAUACGACUUUGCUUUUGAAUGGCCCAGACCUCUCUUGCCGAAUAUGGUCUUAAUCGGAGGUAUCAACUGUGCAAAGGGAGCUCCCCUUCCAGCGGACUUGGAGGAGUUUGUGGACGGCUCAGGAGAGGACGGAUUUAUUGUCCUCACCCUGGGCUCAAUGGUGCCCAGCAUGCCUGAGGAGAAGGCUCGACGGUUCUUUGAUGCCUUCCGGCAAAUACCGCAAAGGGUUGUGUGGAGACAUGCUGGAGUCCCGCCUGAGGGUGUGCCCACGAACGUCAGGCUUAUGCCGUGGAUACCUCAAAACGAUCUCCUAGCCCAUCCCAAGGCUAAGGUCUUCAUCACUCACGGGGGUACCCACGGUAUCUACGAGGGUAUCUGCAAUGCUGUACCCAUGUUGAUAUUUCCACUGUUCGGGGACCAGGGAGACAAUGUGCAUCGCCUGGUGACGCGCGGCGUGGCAGAGUCUCUCGGUAUCUAUGACGUGACGACCGAAAAACUAUUGGCUGCUCUAAAUAAAAUCAUCCACGAUAAAAGUUACAAAGAGAGGAUAGCGGCGUUGUCCCAGAUACACCUGGACCGCCCCGUCCCGCCCUUGGAGCUGGCUGUUUUCUGGACCGAGUUCGUCAUGCGACACAAAGGAGCUGCACACCUGAAAGUGGCGGCGCAUGACCUGAACUGGAUUCAGUACCACAGCCUGGACGUCAUCGGCAUCAUUGUCCUCACGCUCCUGAUUGUUCUGUGGGUGACGCUGAAAUGCUGCUUGUUCUGCGUCCGCAAGUGUUACAGAAAGGGGACUGCAAAGAGAAAAUCUGAGUAGUAUAUAUGUUUGUUAUUAAUGCAUCCAUCAUUAGGUUUCAUAAGAUCUGUGAGACAGUGAAUGAUGGAAUGCAUUGGUGUGUGCUUGUAAAAUCUCAACGAGAGUGCCAUGGCCACAUUGUCUUAUAAAUGUGCAAUAUAAUGCUGGCAAUGAUUGGCUGCAGCCUUCUGGACUCUACACACUUUGACCUUUCUCCAGUUGUCAGGACACUUAUCGUGCUGUACGGUCAGCUACAUGUCUCCCCUCGUUCAUUAUCCUUUUCAUCAUUCCACUGAGCUGCAUUUACCAAUGGUGUCAUUUUAAGUGUUGAUCAUUUCACAUCGAUAUAUGUAAUUUGUGUCAAACCAGACAGCCUCCUCCUCAAGCUGGUUGUCUACUGGUUCAUUAAAAGGGGCAACAGCCAACAUUGUGCCCCCUAGUGGUUCCAGUUGGUAUUAUUGUUUGGUCACUGUCAUAAAGACGCUUGCAGUAGCAAGACGCCAGUGAGGACGCAGGUACUUUUCCUCAGACUUCCAGAUGAGUGUGAGUUUGCAGUACAGGCCUAUUGGUUAAAGCAAGGCUGAUAGGGGACCAAUCUAAGACUGGAUGGUGUUGUUUUACUACUACCAUCACACUGUGCAAUCGAUUUUAACAUCAUAAUGACAAGUUUAAGCGGUAAAGUUGCCUAUGUCUGCUCUAAGAUCUUUGUGUACCAAGCCUUCCAACACUCCCUGUACCGUGAAUAUCACCUCCACCUGUGAAUCCUGUACUGUAUACCGUUCUGUUUGACUGUGUGAGGGCUAAAUACCCCUUUCUGAGGAGGGGGCACAGACGUGACAAUGACUUGCACUCAGCAACAAACCUGAGAGGACACUCAAGGGCCAUUGUGGAAACGUAAUAACUUUGAGUUAAGACAUAUUUUGCUAUUUGUAAGACCUUCAUUCAGUAUGUGAGUUUUCAUAAGAAUGUCUUCCUUAUAAGACCCAGUGAUUCUACGUCAUAAUGAAAGUCAAAUGGGCUGAAUUGUUUUACCUUCCAUCAUGCUACUGUACCUGCUAUAACAGACGAUCUAUUUGCAGACCGCUGGGGAAUAUGCUUGCAACUUUAUGUCAUACCCAUCAUCAUAACUACUGAUGCCUAUACUUUUACCAGAUGCCUAUAUGUGAGGACUGUGCUCACCUUCUUUCUGAAGUGUACCUUAAUGCUACCAUCUAGUGGACAAUAGAAAUAAUACGACACGCUUAUCUGCUACUUUAUCAAACCUUUUUCUGCUUUUUUCUGUGUAUUUUAUGUAACUCCAGAGGAAGAAAAAAUGUAUUUUCAGGUAAUGAAACAUCCGAGCCUCCUCCUGCCCCUUUUACACACCAUCAGAUAUUUGUGUUACAUCCUAAUUUAUGGCAAAGACUGUGCCAACUCCUGUUUUCAUUGUCGAAGACUUCCUGCAUGGCGCCCCUCUUCCUUUCUUCCUCUUUUCUUCUUAAUUUCAUCACAACUUACAAUGUGCCUUACCCUUACUUAAGUUAAUCAAGUCUGGAACCCCCUUAUUCCCACUCCCUGCUGAAUUGACCCUUGAAGCUCUGAAUGUACCCCCCCCAGUACUGUAAAUGCUUACUUAUUGGUUUGUUGAAGAAAAAAACACACAUUAUACCUUGGAAAAGUU